AUGUGUGAAAUGCUGAAAGCUGAGAAGGCCUGUAGAGCUCCAAAAAUGUCGGAUCUUCCUACAUGUCGGACCACACCUAGUCCUCCAUUUACAUACGUUGGAGUUGAUACAUUUGGACCCUGGUUGAUUGUAUCAAGACGCGGGACAAACUUUGUGGGUGCCACCGGAGAGCUGGGAAUGAACAUUUUAAAUGUGGAAGAUGGGAACAUUAAACAGUUUUUGACUUCUCAGGGAGCUGUUUUGAGGUUCAAUGCACCUCAUUCUUCUCAUAUGGCCGGUUCUUGGGAGCGAAUGAUCGGUCUCGCUAGAAGGAUUCUCGAGUCUAUGCUGUGUGAAUCUCAAGUAAAAAGUCUCACACACGAAGUACUGUGCAUUAUGAACAGUAGAGCAAUUGCUCCUGUGGCUAACGAUCUAGAUACACCUGCAGUUCUUUCACCAAAUGUGUUGUUAACUCAAAUGUUCAAGUCAGAUACUGUACCCUAUCAACACUGGAAUACUAAGGACAUAUAUAAAUCCCAAUGGCGACAAGUUCAAGUGCUGGCUGACCAGUUUUGGAAACGCUGGAGGACCCAUUAUCUCCAAAACCUACAGACCAGGAGGAAGCUUAAGGAAGGAGACGUAGUCCUGAUGAUGGACAGUAGUGUUUCACGUAUUCAGUGGCCUAUCGGAGUGAUUGAGGAUGUUUUUCCAAGCGCAAAUGGACAAGUGCGCAAGGUUUCGGUUCGUGUGGUGAACAGUGAAAAACCAGUGACUUAUAUAAGCCCGAUAACUCAGAUUAUACAUUUGCUUUCGGAGUAG
Molecule: messenger RNA, 798 nt
Organism: Mya arenaria
Lineage: Eukaryota; Metazoa; Mollusca; Bivalvia; Myida; Myidae
Exons: 1
Coding region: 1-798 (265 amino acids)
Molecular function (GO): nucleic acid binding
Source: RefSeq, a predicted model, not a curated record